This is a messenger RNA of Aspergillus glaucus CBS 516.65, 1883 nucleotides long. RefSeq names its product F-box protein. The coding region runs from base 148 to 1725 and encodes 525 amino acids. Gene Ontology annotation, molecular function: protein binding. The record is from RefSeq and is a predicted model, not a curated record. NCBI's taxonomy places the organism in Eukaryota, Fungi, Ascomycota, Eurotiomycetes, Eurotiales, Aspergillaceae. The transcript has a single exon.
GCGAUAGCAGUGGUAUGUUGAACCUUACUGCACAUUGAUGUCAUUCGAUACCCGAAGUAUAAGGAAGCCAUCUACAUAGUUACUCUUUUUUACCAGAAUUCCCACAAGGAUCCUUGGACGGUGUUGAAAUUGUGACCGUGUAGGAGAAUGGCAUUACCCCUUCCAACAGAACUCAUCCAAUCCAUCCUCCACUUCACAGACACAGAAACAUACCACUCAGCGCGAUUCACCUCUCGUCACUGGUACAAUGCCGCGUCGACACCUUACAUGCUCCGAAAAGCGCUCGAGCAAACACCAACGCUCCUACCGGCAUUAAACUCCCUACCCGAAACCAACUGGAAUACCCUCUUCAACCAGGUCUCGCGACUGAACUUCCUCGAUCAUCGGUUACAUUGUCACAAGACGAUAUCCGCGGCGGAUUUACCACAGGAAAGCACGGCGUCUACACCACUAGCGACAUCGCAUGAUGGCAGAAAGACAGCAGUACUGAAAGGCUCCCAAAUAACCAUCUACGACCAUAAUAACGAGGGAAAAUUCAAUCUCACCCUCUCCCAAUCUCUCUACCCCCUGUGGACAAGCGUCUGCCGCGCAUUACUCGAAGGUGGCGCCGGGUACGGCGCAAACCAGGGUUACGCGCGACAUCAGCUUGCCGUGUCUUCGCGGUCCAGUCUAGUCGCAGUGGGACUAGGAAAAACGAUUCAGAUAUACGACUACAAGGAUCCGGAUAACCUUGGCUCUCCUGUUGAGUAUGUACUGGGUCAGACGGAGACGGUUUUUAGUUCAUCAUCGCCUGCGCCUGGGCCGAAUUACCGGGAGACAGAUGGUGUGGUGGAGGCAUUGGAGUUUGUGGACGGUGAUGAGGAUAUGCUUCUCCGCGUGGGGAUUGGGAAGGAAUCGAAUCCGAAUCGAACCUGUCGGGUGCGGUAUCUGGGUGAUCCGUCUCGUUCCAGCCACACUCAGCAGCAGUCAACUCUCGAAUACUGGAGCCAGAAUAUCAACCGGGUGUACCUCGACUCGGUAGCGUUGGCAACGAUCUUACCAAACAACGACUACAAAACCGCGCUCAACGGUAUCCAUCUUCUUCAACUAUCACCAUCAACGACAUCACGCUCUUUCAUCGCAGCGCUUAAAACACAAGACGUCCAAGGCUACUGCAUAGCAACCGUCACACCAUCAUCAUCACCCUUACCAGACGACGAAGAGCAACAGAUAAUAAUAUCUCACCACCUCCCCUCGAAAACCAACUAUCUCACCCCAUCAAGUCACUCCACAACCUCUAAAGCAACAAACACCUCUGACCCCACCAAUAUUUCUUUAAUAGACCAAACGCUUAACGAUAAAGCCGUCGUUACUCAGAAUCUUAACACCGCGUCUACAAACCGCUGGGACACAAUUCAUCUCCCCGCUGUUACUGUGAGGAACCCGUUGAUAUCUGUUUCGGAUGAUGGACAGUUACUUGUUGUUUAUGAGCAGGGGGCGGGGCACUCGUUUCGGUAUAUGGCUGGUGGGGGGUUGUAUGUUUUCAGUCUUGAUGCUUCUACCACUGGGACAGGUGGCAGUGGAGAGAAGACGGUACAGCCGUGGUCAUAUUUAUUAGAUAUUGUUGACGUUGAUGUUGAGGGUUUGAAGGUUGCUAAGUCCGAGACUGGAUACGGGACGAAUGGCUACACCGUGACUGCAACUGCACUAAAUGGACAGCGGGUGAUGGAAUGGUGUUUGGGUUGAUUUAUUAUUCUCAUAGACUUGCAUUUAGACUUUGGACUUGCAUUGAUGGCGUUAGACUACUUUAUGAUAAUAGCUAAUAAUGAUCGUUUAUCACUACGUUCCCACAUCAGAGGAAAGUAGAGUGAUUAUGUCCAAUUAGGGUAUCGUAUCAGGUAUCU